Schistosoma margrebowiei is the source of this 2603-nucleotide messenger RNA. The record is from the annotation of a GenBank genome assembly. Lineage: Eukaryota; Metazoa; Platyhelminthes; Trematoda; Strigeidida; Schistosomatidae.
CUUAUACUACUGAUAUAUAUCUAUAUAUCUAUAUAUACAUACAAGCUUAAUUUAUCAUCCAUAUACUGAUUUAUUUUGUUUAGUAUUUUAUUAUAUACAAGAUAAAAUGAACAUAGAUUUACAUCCUUUUUAAUGAAAAUAAACAUUUGAAUGAAUAAAGUAUAUUUCACAGUUAAUAAUGCAUAAUUAUGAAUAGAAGUGAUAAAUGUCUUCAUUCUCUUCUUAUUUGUAAAUUGGUUGUUUUACUUUCAUGGAUUAUAUAAUCUAGGCUAUAUAUUGAACAGAUUGAAUAAUGCUCAGUAAUAUAACUCAAUUAACAACAAUGAUAACAACCAUAGCAUCAACAAUAACCACAAACAAUCUAUCAACAUCACCAAUAAAUGAAGUGAAUCAAUCUAUGACAACAAGAUCAUUAGUAACAACUACUAAUAUUAUGCCAAUAAUCAAUGCAAAAUGUAAACCUAUUGAAUCAUUGGAAUUAUUUGGACGUGUUUACGGUGAUAUGCAUGGAUAUAUUACAUUAUUUCUAUGUCCUAUAUGUGUAUUAUCCAACAUUUGUAUUGUAAUUGUACUUAAUCAACGUGAUAUGAUAUCACCGACAAAUUUUCUAUUAACAUCAUUAGCAAUUAGUGAUGGUUUAUUAAUGAUUUUUUAUAUACCAUUUACAAGUUAUUUCUUAAUUGGUCGUCAUACACGUAAUUCAACUUAUAAUUGGGCUAUUUAUCUUUUAUUUCAUAUUAGUUUACAAAAUUUUCUUCAUUUAACUUCAAGUUAUAUUGUUGUUGUUAUAGCUGUAUUUCGAGUUCUUUAUGUUAAAUUUAUAGUAAAAUGUCAAAUUUUAUGCAGUAUGCAAAGAGCUAAACUUGCUAUUACAAUAGUAUUUAUAAUUAGUAGUAUAUUAUCUAUUCCAUGUAUUAUGAAUCAUCAUAUUGUACAAAAUAAUAAUGAACAUAAAUUGAAUAGUUACAUGGUUACUUAUGUAGAUAAUGAAGUGAUGUUAAAUUAUCUUUAUUGGAAUACAGCAAUAUUUUUAAAACUUCUACCAUUAUUAUGUUUAUGUGUACUUAGUUUUAUGAUUAUAUAUACAAUACGUAAACAAAAUUCACGAAUGAGAAAAAUAAAAACCAAAUCAAUUAUUUGUGUUGAUCGUAUUAUUGAAACAUCCAGUCCACAUGAUCCUACUAGUACAAAUUCAAUCAUCAUUGAUAAUAAUAAUAAUAAUAAUAAUGAAUUAGAUCAAAAUCAAAAUCAAUUAAUUAAUCAUGGAUCUAAUACUUUAUCAUAUACAACUAAUUCAUCAAUGUAUAAAAAUGUUAAUCUAUUAAAAAAACGUAAUACAUUUGAAAAUGAACGUGAAAAAGCAGAAAAUAGAAUGACAAAAUUUUUAUUAGCUAUUGUUUUCAUAUUUAUGAUUACAUUAUUACCUCAGGUUCGAAUUCGAUUAGUGGGAUCAUGGAAGCGCAUUGCUCAGAAAUGCAAUAUUAGAACGAAACGGCCAUCCUGUUCCUUCGGAUUUUUCAUGGUGGUCUAGCUUUAAUCGACUCAUGAACUGAACUAAUAAAUUACUAUAAUAUAGAAAAACCUUUUCUAAUUUUUUUAACAGCAAUAUUAUGGAUAGUUAAUCAUCGUCUACUUCAAAACAUUCAGGAUUAAAAUAUAAACUUUUUAUUUCAUAACAUCACAUAACUUAGGAAAAUCAAUUACAUGAAAAGAUGAAACUCUGACAGGAUAUAUAUAUAUAAGAUCGUUCAUACAUAUUUGAGGUGGUUGUGGAUUGCGAACCCUAAACUUAAGUUGAUUGUUAAUCGGAAUCCUUUAUCAAAGUGUACCAGCCCUGUUGAGAGAACUGGUGCUCUCUGAAAGAUUCGCUUUUGUGUCAUUCAGCCUCAUUGCCAAGCUAUUCUGGAGUUCGCUUUAAGAUUUUUAUAUUUGCAAUUGUUUCAACAAAGACAUGACUAUCUAGACCCUUUGAUGUUGAUUAAAUUCUAUGAGUUUAGUUGUACUAUGGCAAUAUGUACAUAUAUACUUAUGUGCAUAACAUUAUUAUAAUGUUUGUUUCUUUUACUAUUUUUUAUACAUUACAGGCAAUAUUACUAUUUUUAAGUGGACUUGUGGGUGAUUGUUUCACAGAUACUGUGUAUAAUGCAUUGGGUGAUUUUAUGGAUCUAUUGACAAUUGUUAAUAAUGGUAUUAAUUUUAUACUGUAUUGCUCAAUGUCACAUCAAUUUCGUACAACUUUCAUACAAUUCUGUACAAGGAUAUUUAAAAUAUGUAAAAGGACCUAAUGCCCAACAUUGAUAAAUCUUUGAUUUUUGCUUAUUCUUUUCAUUCUUUUAAAUGCAUUUUUCAACAUCCCAAUCGUGUUCUUUGUACACUUCACAUUUCCACAGUGAGAUACGUAUGUACAGUAAAACAAUAAUGAAAUAAAAAUACAUAUGGAACUAAAGGAAAAGAAUUGUAAAUGUGAUAUGUAGCUAGAAUAAAUAAAAAUUGAGUUUUCUUGACGAGAUUUGAUUGUAUCUUACUUAUUGUCUAUUUAUUGUUUACAAUGAAACCACAAUUAUGUUUGGUAAUCCAAUAUUAUUCUAAAAGAAAGACUGAAU